AAAGAAACUAAUUUUAAUUGGGAAUUAAUAAUAAAAUAUUAUAAAAAUUAAAUAUGGCGCCACCUAUAGCAUCGAUAUUGGUGAAAAGGGAAGCUCCUGCAGCUGAGGCUCCAAUCGCUAGUACCCUAGCAGCACCUGCAGCACCAGUUUCACAAGAAAGUUCUGGUGUAGUGAAUACAACACCUCGUGAAAUGCCUGCAAAUACUGAAGUCCCAACACCACAUAUAUUUGGUAACAAAGCUCUUCAUCAGCAUCACUAUACUACAACUUCUGAAGAACCAGAAGUUUCGACAGAAGAAGUUUCUUCUGUUGGAAAGGAAAUUGGACAAACUACAAAAGAUAUAAUAAAUGAAGUAUCAAAAGACGUAGGAAUUCCACCAUGGGGUGUUGUAGCAAUCAUAAUAGGUGUAUCCUUGGUUAUCCUUGGAAUAUGCUUCUUCUGCAUACGGCGGUGUUGUCGAAAGCGCCGCGCCAAAGAUGGAAAAAAAGGAAUGAAAGGCGUGGAUUUAAAAUCGGUACAAUUAUUAGGAUCUGCCUAUAAAGAAAAAGUACAACCUGAUAUGGAUGAACUAACUGAAAAUGCAGAAGAACCAGACGAAGGAGAAAGUAAACAAAGUGAGGUGAAAUUAGGAAAACUUCAAUAUAAGUUGGAGUACGAUUUCAAUUCAAACAGUUUAUCUGUCACUGUUCUUCAAGCUGAAGAGUUGCCGGCGUUGGAUAUGGGUGGAACUUCUGAUCCAUACGUUAAAGUUUAUCUCCUUCCUGACAAGAAAAAGAAGUUUGAAACUAAAGUUCAUCGUAAAACUUUGAAUCCGGUGUUUAAUGAAACUUUCACCUUUAAAGGUGUACCAUAUGCUGAUGCAAUGAACAAAACAUUAGUAUUUGCGAUAUUUGAUUUUGAUCGUUUCUCAAAACAUGACCAAAUCGGUGAGGUAAAAGUUCCAUUAUGUCAAAUUGAUUUAGCGCAAACAAUUGAAGAAUGGCGUGAGCUACAGAGUGUUGAAGGCGAAGGUGGACAGGAUAACAAGUUAGGAGAUAUUUGUUUCUCUUUGCGAUAUGUACCUACAGCUGGAAAAUUAACUGUUGUGAUAUUAGAAGCUAAAAACUUGAAAAAAAUGGACGUUGGUGGUCUUUCAGAUCCUUAUGUGAAAAUAGCAUUAAUGCAAAAUGGAAAGCGAUUGAAAAAGAAAAAGACAAGCAUUAAAAAAUGUACAUUGAAUCCAUAUUACAACGAAUCGUUUACGUUUGAAGUUCCCUUCGAACAAAUACAGAAAGUAAACUUAAUGGUGACAGUCGUCGAUUAUGAUCGUAUUGGAACUUCCGAACCAAUUGGAAAAGUGGUAUUGGGAUAUAAUGCUAGCGGUACAGAAUUACGUCAUUGGUCAGAUAUGUUGGCAUCACCGCGCCGCCCUAUUGCCCAGUGGCAUACGCUCAAAGAUCCUGAGGAUGGUGGAAAAGAUUAAGAAGCAUAAUAAAUUAACAACACAACAUAAUCUUUAAGAAAAUGAUAAAAGAAAAAACGUCUACUGCAUAUAUAAGUUAAGAAACAAAACAAACAAAAAAAUUAUAUUAAAUGUUACACAUUCAGGA
This is a messenger RNA of Chrysoperla carnea, 1590 nucleotides long. RefSeq names its product synaptotagmin 1. Gene Ontology annotation, molecular function: phosphatidylserine binding; calcium-dependent phospholipid binding; calcium ion binding. The transcript has 11 exons. The record is from RefSeq and is a predicted model, not a curated record. Lineage: Eukaryota; Metazoa; Arthropoda; Insecta; Neuroptera; Chrysopidae. Gene Ontology annotation, biological process: regulation of calcium ion-dependent exocytosis; regulation of dopamine secretion; calcium ion-regulated exocytosis of neurotransmitter. Bases 54 to 1463 code for a protein of 469 amino acids. Gene Ontology annotation, cellular component: axon; dense core granule; synaptic vesicle membrane.